Dromiciops gliroides (monito del monte) is the source of this 1909-nucleotide messenger RNA. RefSeq names its product Wnt family member 10A (gene WNT10A). The transcript is spliced from 4 exons. Gene Ontology annotation, molecular function: frizzled binding; cytokine activity. Gene Ontology annotation, cellular component: extracellular region. The record is from RefSeq and is a predicted model, not a curated record. The coding region runs from base 161 to 1414 and encodes 417 amino acids. Lineage: Eukaryota; Metazoa; Chordata; Mammalia; Microbiotheria; Microbiotheriidae. Gene Ontology annotation, biological process: multicellular organism development; cell fate commitment; canonical Wnt signaling pathway.
GGAGCCUCCAGAGGGUCAGAGCCACCGCCGGCCACCCGGGCGCUAGCUCUGCUCACCCGGUCUGCCUCCCCUGCCCCGGCGGACCAUGCGCUGCCGCCCCCCGCCCGCGGAGCAGCGCGCCUGCCCUGCCGGGCUCUAAGCCCUUCGCCCCGGCCCAGCCAUGGGCAGCGCCCGGUCUCGCCCCCGGCUCCGGCCCCGACCCCGGGCCCGGCCUCGGCCGGCUCUCUGCGCGCUCCUGCUGCUCCUGCUCCUGUUGGCCGCAGCCGUGCCCAGGUCAGAACCAAAUGACAUUCUGGGCCUUCGACUGCCACCAGAGCCUGUGCUGAAUGCCAACACGGUGUGCCUGACACUGCCAGGGCUGAGCCGACGCCAACUGGAAGUUUGCGUGCGCCACCCGGAUGUGGCAGCCUCCGCCAUCCAGGGCAUCCAGAUUGCCAUACAUGAGUGCCAGCAUCAGUUUCGGGACCAGCGCUGGAAUUGCUCCAGCCUGGAGACCCGAAACAAGAUCCCUUAUGAGAGUCCCAUCUUCAGCAGAGGCUUCCGAGAGAGUGCCUUUGCCUACGCCAUUGCAGCAGCUGGUGUGGUCCAUGCCGUCUCCAAUGCCUGUGCCCUGGGGAAGCUUAGGGCCUGCGGCUGUGAUGAGGCUCGACGGGGGGAUGAGGAGGCCUUCAGGCAGAAGCUGCACCGACUCCAGCUGGAUGCUUUGCAGAGGGGCAAGGGCAUGAGCCAUGGGGUCCCGGAGCAUCCCGCCUUGCCCCCUGCUGCCCCUGGACUCCAGGAUGCCUGGGAGUGGGGGGGCUGCAGCCCAGAUGUCGGCUUUGGAGAGAGGUUCUCCAGGGACUUCUUGGACUCCAGGGAGCCACACAGGGAUAUUCACGCCAGAAUGCGGCUGCAUAAUAACCGUGUUGGGAGGCAGGCAGUCAUGGAGAAUAUGCGGCGGAAGUGUAAAUGCCAUGGCACGUCGGGCAGCUGUCAGCUGAAGACCUGCUGGCAGGUGACCCCCGAGUUCCGGGCGGUGGGCUCCCUUCUGCGAGCCCGCUUUCAGCGCGCCACCCUGAUCCGGCCCCACAACCGCAAUGGUGGCCAACUGGAGCUGGGCGCGGCCGGGGGCCCCCUCCCCUCCCCGGGCUCUCCCCCAGCUCGCCGCCGAGCCAGUCCCACAGACCUGGUUUACUUCGAGAAGUCCCCGGAUUUCUGUGAGCGGGAGCCCCGGCUGGACUCGGCGGGCACAGCCGGGAGGUUGUGCAACAAGAGCAGCGUGGGGCCGGACAGCUGCGGAAGCCUCUGCUGCGGGAGGGGCCACAACAUCCUGCGGCAGUCGCGCAGCGAGCGCUGCCACUGUCGCUUCCACUGGUGCUGCUUUGUAGUCUGCGAGGAGUGCCGGAUCACCGAGUGGGUCAGUGUCUGCAAGUGACCUCCGCCGGCAGGGUCUCCGAGGGCAUCGCACAGACGUGGAGGUGGGAUGCAAAGAUCUGGGGCCCCGGCACAACCCUCUCUGCAGUCUUGGCCAAGUCACUCACUCUGGGGGGCUCCAUGGGCUCUCAGGUGGCCUCCAGCCUUUGCUUUUUGGAAGACUUCGCAGGCCGCCCAGAAGUUCCCACCCCCCAACUUUGUCACCUAGGGAUCUGGGCACUGGACUCUCACCCUCUGCCAACCCCCAUUCCUUCUUCCUAAACAGCCCUGCUGAUAAAGGGAUCUGAAAAAGGAGUGAUGGGGUAUGCUGAGAUAUGGGGAGGUGCAGAAAUCACUGGGCUCUCCCUACUCUCUUUCCCUCAAAUCGUCCCUCCCCAGAAAAACGCUGAUUCUGUUGAGUGGAAUGAAGGGUUUAUUAAAAAGAAGACAGAGAGACAAUUGGGCAAUAGCGAUUCCAUAAAGGGAUCGGGUACUCCCUUCCUUGCAUUGCACUUCU